UGAAAGCGCGCUACCGGAAGUCACCAGUCCUAAACAAAAAAAACAAACACUUCCUCCUUCAGUUGUUUCCCACGGCGCGUCUUCUCCGCCUCUCAGCCCGCGUCUGCAUCACCCUUCCCCCGGUUCUUCGGCUCCGGUCCGUCCCCGCAAAAAAUGUCCCUGAACACCCGCGCCAUCCACGAGCAGCUGUCCGCCAUCAUGUCCACGCUGUCCCGGGCCGCGCUGACCCAGAUGUGCGCCGCCGUGGACCAGGGCUUCUCCGCGCUGCACGCAGAGCUGCUCCGCCAGCGCCGGGACAACGACGAGCUCCGGAAAAAACUGCACCUCAUCCAGUCCAUCGUGGUCCACAGCGCCGGGGGAGGAGGUGGAGACGGGCCCGCCGAGGAGAGGGCGCUGGAGGCGGGCGGCGGCGGCGGAGGAGGAGCAGCGGGGCCCGGGGCGCAGCAGCAGCACAAGCCCGGGGAGCCGCACACACAGCAGGAGCAGGGACCAGCUGGAGGUGCGGGUGCAGAGGAGCCGCAGGUGGUGAAGGCGCCGGAGCAGGAGGAGGUGGAGAUCAAACAUGAAGAGCCGAGCUGUGGAGGUGCAGUGGAAGAAGAUAUGCAGCGAGUGGACAGCAGAGGAGCUCCCACGCCCAGUGCGGACCACAGCGCCCCCGUGAGGACACCUUCUCCUGAGGCGGGCUCCAGCUCCGGCGCGCCUGGGAACACCUCCACGUUCAAGUGUGAACUGUUAAACUUGGACCUCCAAGUGGUGGAGCAGCAUCUGUCGGAGCCACCGUCAAUCUGUGGACCGAUCUUCUGCUCUUCAUCAGUGGUGGGCACCCAGACUCAUGCUCAGAAGGUGGAGGUGCCCGCUGCCUGGAGCAGUCCGUUUGGGAGCUACCAGCCGGAGAACAGUGACGCCUUUGGGCUGAAGGUCGUCAGUGUGAGCGGGAACCUGUCAGAAAACUCUACUUUAGAUUUCAAUAACAUGAUGCCAGGGUUUGGGCAGAGCUCAGAGGAGAAGUCAGCAGUGAGACCCAGAGGCAGGGGCAGGGGCAGAGGAUUGGGUGUGAAGCGCUACGUGUGCACCAUCUGUCAGAAGGUCCUGACCACCGCACAGGCCCUGGAGUCCCACAUGAGGAUCCACACUGGGGAGAGACCCUUCAAGUGUGAAGAGUGUGGGAAGAGGUUCACACAGGCAUGCCACCUCAAGUCCCACGGCCUCAGUAUCCAUGGCAACCCGCCUCACCCGUGCCCUAUCUGCGGGCGCGGCUUCAGCUCCCUGGGGACCAUGCAGACGCACAUGAAGAGGUGGCACCCAAACUAGGACUCAGUCAGGACUAAAACAGAUCCAAAUGGGAGAGUUGCACCACGUCUAGUCAGGGUCUAUACUGUGGACUCAAAUCGAAUUUAUCGGAUAAUGGCUCGAGUGGAAAAUGCUCAAAGUUUUGUAUGGUGCUCACCUGUGCUCCCGAGUGCACAGAGUGAUCAGACUUCAGCUCUCACACUUCUCCUUUGGCUGUUUCCAGAGAAAUGACUAAACCCUGUCACCAGUUUAGUGACCCUGAUCUACGUCAUAAGAGCUGUUCGUGUGUCAUAUGGAGUUCCGUUUUUGGUAGACACACGUUUGUUGCAGCGGACCCUCAGUUUUUUUUCUUCCUUCUCCCGUUUUAAAGAGCCUUGUGAUCACCAAGUGUUCAAAAAAAAUGUUUGACUUUUUUAUAUUACAUUUUAUUUUUGUUUGUACUGUUUUUUUUAAGUGAAAUAUGAAGUUUUUAUUGAAAGUAUUUUAACUUUCUAUGACGACGCGGAGCAUUGUCUCUGCCAAACAGGACAUAAGCUUUCAGGGAAACACAUGGACGGCGUCUCUGUCUGUCCCACAUACACACUACUGAAUCCUGCUCUGAAGAUUCUAGUGGACAAACCCUCCUCCACCUCCUCCUCUGUGGUCUGUCUCCUCCAUCCUCCUAUCAGGACAAAAGGGACGUCUGCACUCUGUCCUGUGUCCCACACUCUCUUCAGCGCCUCAUUAAACUGUACCAUCUUGUAUGUGCUCAUAAUCAAGGACUAAACUGGACCAGAAGUGGACUAACCGAGUCUAUGUCAGGACUAAAACUUGAAGAGCUAACACGCCCUUCGUGAACCAUGUGUGUUUUUCAAAUGGAGGAAAAAACAUGAAACAAUGAACUGAUUUAAUUCACAGUAGAAAGAGACAGAGGCUGGGCUAUUUUUUAAAUAA
This is a messenger RNA of Boleophthalmus pectinirostris (great blue-spotted mudskipper), 2223 nucleotides long. Its product is annotated as sal-like protein 1. The record is from RefSeq and is a predicted model, not a curated record. Gene Ontology annotation, cellular component: nucleus. Bases 154 to 1311 code for a protein of 385 amino acids. NCBI's taxonomy places the organism in Eukaryota, Metazoa, Chordata, Actinopteri, Gobiiformes, Gobiidae. The transcript has 5 exons.